Molecule: messenger RNA, 871 nt
Organism: Mugil cephalus (flathead mullet)
Lineage: Eukaryota; Metazoa; Chordata; Actinopteri; Mugiliformes; Mugilidae
Gene: rnasekb
Product: ribonuclease, RNase K b
Exons: 3
Coding region: 156-461 (101 amino acids)
Molecular function (GO): RNA endonuclease activity
Source: RefSeq, a predicted model, not a curated record
CCCGACGCUGAGCGAAGUUGACCGAGUGGAGCCGAGCGGAGAGGGUCAGCUGACAGCGUCGCUCCGUCCUUCGAUGGAUCAGUUUUAAAGGAAUUUGAAAGAAUCACGAAUAAAAUUCAGCCGCUGAUCGAUCGACUGAUCCGGUGACCGUGGACAUGCCGUCGCUUCUGUUCUGCGGGCCGAAGAUGGCCGCAUGUGGGAUAGUCAUCAGCAUCUGGGGGGUGAUCAUGCUGGCCAUGUUGGGAAUCUUCUUCAGUGCCAAGUCGGCUGUGCUGAUCGAAGACGUGCCGUUCACCGAGGAGGACAUCCGUGACGAUAAGAACCCUCCUCAGAACAUCUACAGUCUCUACAACCAGGUCGGCAUCAACUGCUUCAUUGCGGCUGGUAUCUACGUGGUGGUCGGUGCCGUGUCGCUCUGCCAGGUCCGGCUCAACAAACGCCAGGAGUACAUGGUCACAUAGUCGUCCCGCCACAAACUCUCCCCUGCUGUUUGAGUCUCAGUCCUAGUGCGAUCUGAUUGGUUAGGAUCAAUGAGAGGGGGCGGAGUCAGACGUCACCUUGUUUAUUUAUUUUGUGUGUUGUUGUUGUUGUUGAUGAGACGUCAUUCCUCUGAACGGACCACGCUUCAGCUUCACAAACUUCAGAUUCACGUCAUCGUCGGGAAGCGUCGCCUUGACGACGAGGAGAAACCGUCACCGAGGCGACGCCCAGACUUUCAUUUUAAUUCUAGCUUGGUGUGAGUGAAGAAGCUAAAUUCCGGUCCGUGCCGUUUGUUUAUUCAUGUGAAUCAAUGUUAAAGAUGUUUAUGUGAUCGAGAUGUUCUGGUGGAAGAUUCCCGGCAAUAAAGAGAGUGUUAAAUUAAAAAAUAAAA